AUGGCAUCCAAACCAACCUCCGGCAACGGCGGCAUGGCCAGCGACACCAAAACUCCCGCCAACAGCGGCACGGGCGGCGGCAUCCUCGGCGACAAAGCCACCAGCGGCGGCGCAGCGGAGGCUGUUGGGGGUCAGGCAAACGCGUUUGACGCGCAGGGUGCUGUUGGGAAGCACUUUACUGCGGACGGAGCGAUUGGCGGCACAGCCGAAGCCAUCGGCGGACCGCUGAGCAAGGAUGGUGCGAUUGGAAAGCAGUUCACUACUGGUGGCGCGAUUGGUGGGACCGUACAGGAGAAGUUGGGCGGAAGCAAGUGA
This is a messenger RNA of Cyphellophora attinorum, 315 nucleotides long. RefSeq lists its product as uncharacterized. The coding region runs from base 1 to 315 and encodes 104 amino acids. NCBI's taxonomy places the organism in Eukaryota, Fungi, Ascomycota, Eurotiomycetes, Chaetothyriales, Cyphellophoraceae. The transcript is spliced from 2 exons. The record is from RefSeq and is a predicted model, not a curated record.